UGUAGAGGACUUCCUUAAUUAUUUGUCUGUUAGUAAUCUGUUCAAUCAUUGGUAAAAAUGAAAGCACAUGAAAAAUAUAAAAGUUAUAAAGAUUUUUGUGAAGCUUUAGAGAAAUAUAAAAAGGAUAAAAAAGUGAAUUUUACAUUAAAGAAUACAAAGAAGUUAAAAAAUUGUUACAUGAAUGGAAAAAAAAGAGAUAUGGUCGCCGAAGGAUACAAUGAAGAAUUAGUUUAUUAUGAAGGAACACUUCAAUGUUCCAGAGCUAAAACAAUGAAGUGUAAUGCACAAAUCACGUUUAAAGCAACCGACAAAAAUCAUUUAGAAAUCCGGAAUAUUAAUGACAAACACAGUGAGUUAUGUAUCGAAGCUAAUGCAGUUGAAAAAGUUGAACCUCUAAAGGAGAAAAUCGAUGAUGAAAUAGAUCAGAUUGUUAAUAAAAUAAAACAUAAUUUACGUACGUGUGUUCCUGAAGAUAGAAAAACAAAAAUAAACGACUGCAGAGCAUUAUUGGAUCAAUGGGAAAAAAAUGAUUCUGCACGAAGAAAAAUCGAUGAUAAAAAUUUACCCGCUAAAUCAUUCGAUGAACAAACGCCAUCUACUUCAUCGAAACUAUCUGAUUGUAUCCAAUCGUCGCCACAUAGAUCAAAAGAUUUGUGGGAAGGGUCAUUUGAUGAACAAACGCCAUCUACUUCAGCGAAACUAUCUGAUUGUAUCCAAUCCUCGCCACAUGGAUCAAAAGAUUUGUGGGAAGGUUCAUUUGAUGAAGAAAUACUAUCUAGUGCAGCGAAACUAUCUGAUUCUCUCCAAUCGUCGAUGCAUGGAUCAAAAGAUUUAUGGGAGAGUUCAUUUGAUGAACAAGUUGCGUUAAGUAUCGAAACAUCAGCAAACGAUCCAAAUCACCUCGAAGAACAGAGCUCGAAACAAAGAAUAUCAACAGCUCAGGGGUCAAUGGUAAAAGCAUUUGAUUCAUUAACCGAUGAUGAAAAAAUUCGAAAAAUGCUAAGUUGGUUGUCAGUUCCAGAAGUACACAUAGAAAACGUUCUUCAAAGGAAAUGUUUAUUGCGUAGCCCUCAAUUUACACAUUUAAGUGAUUCAUUCAGAGACGAAGACGUAAUCAAAUGUUUCAAUUCACUUGUUGUUACAUACGUUGAGGAAAACACAUUUAACUUAUUAACAAAAAUGAUGAGUGCUAUGAAGAAAAAGAAGUCUUGGUCGUGCAAUACUUGCAAAAAAACUAUAAAAAAAAAGAGCAUUCAAUGUGAUGCAUGCAAACUGUGGUAUGAUUUUGCAUGUGUAGGCAUUACAGAAGCUACGAAAGACGAUUGGUUUUGCAAAACAUGCUUGAAUUAAUGUUACCAGAGUUCAAACAUCUCCGCUGUAACAACUGUUAUUAAAAAAAUUAUAAAUUGUAUGCACUACAUUAUU
Chelonus insularis is the source of this 1425-nucleotide messenger RNA. RefSeq lists its product as uncharacterized. Bases 58 to 1350 code for a protein of 430 amino acids. Lineage: Eukaryota; Metazoa; Arthropoda; Insecta; Hymenoptera; Braconidae. The transcript has 3 exons. The record is from RefSeq and is a predicted model, not a curated record.